Molecule: messenger RNA, 1274 nt
Organism: Phialemonium atrogriseum
Lineage: Eukaryota; Fungi; Ascomycota; Sordariomycetes; Cephalothecales; Cephalothecaceae
Exons: 3
Coding region: 184-1152 (322 amino acids)
Molecular function (GO): protein binding
Source: RefSeq, a predicted model, not a curated record
CUAGCACUAUACCUACACAGCCUCAACCGCAGCAUGCAUGCAUACACACCCUUGUGCUUAUUUUUGGCAUUUGAGCCCGCGCCUGCGGGCAGCAGCCUAGCAUAUCAAGGGCCAAGGAUAACCCUGUAGUACCUAGUCCGCGAGGGGGAAGCGGCCGUUGCGCAGCCGCGAUCCACAACAGAAAUGCAAUUGUAUGUUGAGAGUGUCUUUGGUACUUAUGAGCUCCUUGAGCGCAUAAUCCUGCAGCUGGAUCAUAUCAAUGAAAUAGUCCGAGCGCAGCUGGUUUGUCGCAACUGGAGAGACGUCGUUCAAGAUUCUCCGGCGCUCCAGCAGGCUUGCUGGUAUCGACCGCACGGCGGGGACGCUCGCGAGCAACAAGCCGGUCGGGAUACAUGGAAACUGAAUCCUGUGUUUAACUCAUUGGGAGUCUCAGUGGGCAUUCGCCCAUGGCUUCCGCCGCCCGCGCAAGAGCAAGGGGAUUUCGAUUUGGAGAAGCGCAUCUACGACAGACCGGGAUCAUGGACUACUAUGCUAGCCACACAGCCCCCCAGCCAGCGAAUACAGGUUGAAUGUUACGGCAACUAUUCCGGGGACGAGACAAUGUCCUAUGUCCUCGAAUCCAUGACAGGCUGCCUCCUUUUGGGCGACGUCAUGGCCGUACUAGCAGAGGGCCAAAAUCGGCAAGAAUGCGGUGUAGAUCGUUACGCUGGUGUUAGGCAAUAUAAAGGUCGCUUGUUUCCAGUGACACAGACGGACGAGAAGGGCCCCGACUGGCAGCCCAUACUAGAGGAAAUGGCGGAUGAUGUUUCCAUUAAGGUUGCAGUCGACCAGGCCUGGGGUUCGGGUACCUAUCCUGCAUUCUCACUUCGACGUGUCUAUCUGCACGCAGAGCCUGAUGCAUGCCCUGCCAGCUACAGGAGCUUUCUACAUGAACUGAUAGUACAUAGGAUGAUAUACUAUGGGACUGAAUAUAGCUGGGACUGGGCACACAAUGGUGGUAAUAGGUGGGGCUGGGAAAACCAUGGUGGUAAUAAAAAGCAAUGCGUGUGCAAAACAGGGGAGUAUGAGGCAAAUCUGCUAGGUGUGAAGAGCUACCAAGAGGGAUACCUAGCAGAGUGCAGCCAUCUUUUCCGCUUGCUAUCUGACGUCUAAAGCAUGGUGGUAGUUGGAAAGAAUAUAAAUAGCCUCCUCUCCACUGCUUUUUGCCUUUCGAAAAUCCUCGUUCUUCAAGAUGGAAGAAAACUUUUUUGGGCAUGAGAAUGGCCAUGUGGCUG